AGUAGGGUUUUAUUCACAAAAAUUGGGCAGUAUAUAAAAACUCCAUGCUAAUCGACGAAGCCCCAGACUUAGGGUUUCGGAAUUUCCGCACUCUUCCUCGCCAGCAUCCGCCUCUCCCAUACUUCGUCUGCGAAAAUGCCGAAGCAGAUUCAUGAGAUAAAGGACUUUUUGCUCACAGCUAGGAGGAAGGAUGCACGAUCUGUGAAGAUCAAGAGGAGCAAAGAUGUGGUGAAGUUCAAGGUUAGGUGCUCAAAGUACCUGUACACCCUCUGUGUCUUUGAUCCGGAGAAGGCUGACAAAUUGAAGCAAUCCCUUCCACCAGGUUUGAGCGUGCAAGACCUGUGAGGUGGAAUUUGCCUUUAGAAAGUGUAGUGUGUCGAAAGAGAUUUUGUUUGAGCUUUCUUAACAUUUGUUUUGAAGACUAUUUUGGAUGAAUUUUAAAGAGACUCGUUUGUAGUGAAACUCCUCAAGAUUUGGUGAUGCAUUUGGUUUUGCAAGAUGAUGGUUUAAAUUUUGUCGUUCUGCAUGUACUAAGUUUCAUCAAACAUCUAAUGAAUGCAUUCAAGGUUAAACAUUUA
Molecule: messenger RNA, 578 nt
Organism: Sesamum indicum (sesame)
Lineage: Eukaryota; Viridiplantae; Streptophyta; Magnoliopsida; Lamiales; Pedaliaceae
Product: Ribosomal L38e protein family
Biological process (GO): protein-RNA complex assembly; translation
Cellular component (GO): ribosome; cytosolic large ribosomal subunit
Molecular function (GO): structural constituent of ribosome
Source: RefSeq, a predicted model, not a curated record